AUGGCUGCUGAAGAAGAGGAGGAAGAAGAUGCAGGGUGCGUUUUGACUACUUUCUUACGGCCGCUAAAACCUGUCCUGACUGACACCGUCCGGAGCACCUCAGGGUUCGCUCGCCGCUAUUUCCAGCUGCAGCAGUCGGGAUGGCUCUCGUACUCCUUCGAACCUGGCCAGCUGAGUCGUGACCAAAUCUUCCUCCCACAAGCAGCGAUCUCUAGCACCCCCGGUCGGAGAGACAUACACAUAGAUUGCGCCACCGCGACAUUUCACGUCAAAUGCCUCAGCGCGGAAGAUUUUAAUAUGUGGAUGACUGCGUUCCGCAAAUUCCUUGCGCGCGAAUCUCCACCCAUGGGUGCGUCCUCUCUAGGCAGAAGGUCUACGGUAAGAUCCACGCUACGGGCCGGGCAGUACAAUCGGUUUGGUGGUCUAGUGGAAGAGAUGGGCAUUACAAUCAAUGAGCUGCAGAAUGCAGUCACUGCAUGGCAGGAUAAUGCUGGUCAACAGAGGGGUAGCAUACAACGUUCGAAGUCUGAGAAGGAUAAGAAAGAUCGCGCCAAGGAGCACGGAGGGCAUGUAUUGGGGAUUUUCAAGAAAGCUGCGCCCCAUGCUCACAACCAGCAUGCGCCGGAUCCCGGAGCCAAAGUACAGCCUUCCGAUACUCCUUCACCUGCAGACCCUUCAUUUCAACGCGUCCAGGCGAUUCUAGAUGCGCUUCGACACCAACAAGCCGCACUGGCCAAGUUGGCAUUAUCCUACUCCCCUGUCGAUACCAACCCUCAUUCCGCGCAUGGAUCCCACCUCUCGAGAACGACAGAGGAAGAUGGAGAACGCACGCCCAUUCCUACCGCUUCGCGAAACUUCCGGAGAUUCUCUACGACGAGCGACCAGAGUGGUGGCAGUGGUAGUGGCAGUGUGUGGUUCGAUGCUCCUGAGGGGGAUGGGGCUGAGGAGUUCGUGGUAGAGGCGACGCCGGGUGAAGAGCACAAGGAAAGCGAGGUAUUUGGUGAAGGUCGUUACAAGAGCCCUCAACCAGAUCCAGCUUCCAGUACAGAGAUAGACGAUACGGAUACGGAUGCCGACACAGAUUCUGAAGAGACAUCCGAAGUCGAACCGGCCGAAACCGCUUCCACAAGCCCUGAACUCCCCAACCAAGAUGAUGAGAAGCCAGUCGUGCGUCGAACUCAGUUGCCAUCAGGUCCUGUAGGAGACGAGGGAAGCCUAUUCGCGGUUCUGAAGAAAAAUGUCGGAAAAGAUUUGUCGCAGGUUGCCAUGCCGGUGACAUUCAAUGAGCCACUCACCCUCCUGCAAAAGGUGGCCGAAGAAUUAGAGUAUCAUGACCUUCUCUCUCAGGCAGCGCAUUCUGACAACCCCGUGGAACGUAUGUGCUAUAUAGCUGCCUUCGCGGUAUCAACAUAUGCGAAUACGAAGCACAGAACAGGUCGGAAAGGAUUCAAUCCCAUGCUAGCCGAAACUUUCGAAGAUCCAAGAAUGCGGUUUAUUGCGGAGAAAGUAUCGCAUAAUCCAGUCAUUCUGGCAUAUCAUGCAGAGGGGGAUGGUUGGAAGCUAUGGGCAACCUCAAGUGGGAAAACCAAAUUUUGGGGUAAGAGCCUUGAAAUUAUCCCCCAAGGAACUACUCAUUUGCAGAUCGGAGAGGAGUAUUACCAGUGGAAACGUCCAUCAUCCUUUAUGAGAAACCUCAUGAUGGGUACCAAGUACCUUGAACACUGUGGCAAGAUGGUCAUCGAGAAUACGACGACAGGUGCCCGCUGUAAUCUGGACUUCAAAGAGGGCGGUUAUUGGGGCCCGACCAACAUGGUUUCUGGGUCGAUACUCUCCUCAUCUGGUAAUAUCGAAGCAGAUCUUGAGGGAAAGUGGGACGAACAGAUGUCUCUGAAGCUAGACUCCUCACAUUUGCGAGUGUUAUGGAGAAUGACACCUUUCUCGAAGAAUGCACUCGACUACUAUGGUUUCACCUCAUUUGGCAUCACGUUGAAUGAAAUCACUUCGGAUUUACAGAGCCGACUACCGCCCACAGACUCUCGUCUACGGACAGACGUGAGGGCACUGGAAGAGGGGGACCUAGAUCUUGCAGAGGAUGAGAAGAAACGGAUAGAAGAGAUGCAGCGAGAUAGACGACGGCGUGGUGCGGACCGCCAGCCACGAUGGUUUAAACAAUCUGGUGACGAAUGGGUCUAUGCUGGAGGUUACUGGGAGCAGCGAGCGAGGGGUUGGAAGGACGUUGAACCCUUAUGGUAA
Messenger RNA from Fibroporia radiculosa, 2253 nucleotides. RefSeq lists its product as uncharacterized. Bases 1 to 2253 code for a protein of 750 amino acids. The transcript is spliced from 8 exons. NCBI's taxonomy places the organism in Eukaryota, Fungi, Basidiomycota, Agaricomycetes, Polyporales, Fibroporiaceae. The record is from RefSeq and is a predicted model, not a curated record. Gene Ontology annotation, molecular function: sterol binding. Gene Ontology annotation, cellular component: perinuclear endoplasmic reticulum; intracellular membrane-bounded organelle; plasma membrane. Gene Ontology annotation, biological process: exocytosis; piecemeal microautophagy of the nucleus; ER to Golgi ceramide transport.